Molecule: messenger RNA, 528 nt
Organism: Candidula unifasciata
Lineage: Eukaryota; Metazoa; Mollusca; Gastropoda; Stylommatophora; Geomitridae
Source: the annotation of a GenBank genome assembly
AUGCUACCAAAAGAAACAGAAAGGGCACUAACAGAACGGGAAGCUGUGAGUCCCAGAAUAAUAAGAGCAUCUUUUAGAACAGUGAAACAGAAGGUGAACAUGUCGGUAAUACAGUGUUAUGCACCAACAAAUGAUAAAGAUGCAUCUGUUAAGGAAGAAUUUUACAUGCAGCUUCAAAAUAUUAUAAAUAAUGAAACAAGGGGCAACUUAAAAAUGUUGAUGGGUGACUUGAAUGCUAAGAUAGGAUCAGACAACACAGGUUAUGAAGAAAUUAUGGGAAGACAUGGUCUAGGAGUAAUGAAUGAAAAUGGAGAAUUGUUCACACAUUUUUGUGCAGGUAACCAGGAUGUCAUGGUGGAAGUAUUUUCCCUCAUAAACGAAUACACAAGGCAACAUGGGAAUCACCAGACCAUGAGACAACUAAUCAAAUUGACCACCUAUGUAUUAACAAAAAGUUUAGAUCAUUCCUUUACGAAGUUAGGGCUUUCAGAGGUGCCGAUGUAUCUACUGACCAUUUCCUGGUGGUAA